Messenger RNA from Zymoseptoria tritici IPO323, 1371 nucleotides. RefSeq lists its product as uncharacterized. Gene Ontology annotation, molecular function: FMN binding; oxidoreductase activity. The transcript has a single exon. Bases 1 to 1371 code for a protein of 456 amino acids. The record is from RefSeq and is a predicted model, not a curated record. NCBI's taxonomy places the organism in Eukaryota, Fungi, Ascomycota, Dothideomycetes, Mycosphaerellales, Mycosphaerellaceae.
AUGGCCACUCAAGCGUCAGGACUUCGCCGCAUCCCUGGCGAAGCAGUGGACACCUCUGUGCUCGCCUCCUCCAUCACCCUCCCAUUUUCCAAACGCACUGCUCCGAACCGCUUCCUCAAAGCACCAAUGACCGAACGACUCUGCACCUGGAACAAGCCCGAUGAGCCCAUCUCCCUCCGUGGCUCUCCAACACCAGAGUACCUUCGCCUCUAUACCCACUGGGGCGGUGCCUCGAUCGGCAUCAUUGUCGCCGGCAACGUGAUGCUACGCCACGAUAUGGUCGAAGCCUACGGCAACCCCAUCCUCUCCGACCCGACGGAUACCGCACGGGUCGCCGCUUUCCGCGAAGUCACCACCGCGGUCAAACGUGAGGGAUCCCUCUUCGUCGCCCAGCUUUCCAUGCCAGGCCGUCAAGGGCCCGCGACUCUGAACCCACAUCCAGUAUCCGCAUCAGACGUGCACCUCAAAAUCGGCUGGUCAGGCAACAACUUCGCUCCGCCUCGCGCCUUGACUGUGCCAGAAAUCCACGACAUCGUCAAGCAAUGGGGAACGUCCGCCAAGCUCUGUUACGAUGCAGGCUUCGAUGGCGUACAAGUCCACUGCGCGCACGGCUACCUGUUAGCACAAUUCCUCUCACCGACGACCAACAAACGCACAGACCAAUACGGCGGGACAUUCUCCAACCGCACACGCAUCAUCUUUGAGAUCCUGGAGGAGAUCCGACGUCAGGUUCCCGAUCCGGAAUUCAUCAUCUGCGUCAAACUCAACUCGGUCGAAUUCCAGCCCGAAGGCCAGACGCCCGAAGACUGUCGGAAUUUAUGCGUGGCGUUGGAAGAAGCCCAGGUGGACUUCAUCGACAUAUCCGGCGGGACGUUCGAAGGUCGAGCGUUCCACCAUGUCAAAGAGAGUACGCGGCAGCGAGAGUCGUACUUUAUCGAGUUCGCGGAUCAGAUCCGGCCGUUGUUGAAGAAGACGCUGUUGUACGUGACGGGUGGGUUUCGGACGGCGGCGGGAAUGGUGAUGGCCAUUUCUGAGAAUUCUUGUGAUGGGAUUGGAUUGGGUCGGCCGCUUGGUGCGGAGCCGUACUUUUGUCGGGAUAUUUUGAGUGGGAAGAUUACUGGUGCGUUGGAGAGCGGUGUUCCGUUGCCCAAGAGCACGCAGAGUACGGGUACGCAGUUGCAUCAGGUCGGUAGAGGAGAGGAGCUGGUUAGUGAUUGGAGUUCGAAGGAGGAGGUGGAGAGGUGGGUGGAAGCGGAUAAAGUCGAGGAGGAGAGGAAAUUGAGGAUCCUGCCUGUGGUCGAUAGCUCGGGUUACGCGCCGUUGAAGCCGGUGGUAGGAUUGGAGUUCGCAAAGGGAAUUAAGACCGCAUGA